CCUAAUUUUGAAAACAAAAUUUGAUAUUGAUAAAGUAAUUAAAGUCAACAGAAAUUGCAAUUUGGGCUGCGGAGAUUCAUUCCAUAAAGCUUGAUCGUAUAUAAUUCUUAGUUCAUCUUCUUCACACAAUCACAAUGGGUUCUGUGGCCAAGGAAAUUGCUUCAGAGUUGCUUCCUUUUCUCCGGGUCUACAAAGAUGGCUCGGUCAAGCGCUUAAAUGGCUCCACCAAAGUCCCACCAUCUCCUCAAGACCCAGAAACUGGAGUCUCAUCGAAAGAUGUCAUCAUUUCUGAAAUUCCCCACCUCUCAGCUAGAGUUUAUUUGCCAAAGUUAACCCAACCCAACCAAAAACUCCCUGUUUUGGUCUAUACUCACGGCGGAGGCUUCUGCUUUGAAUCUGCCUUCUCUUCAGUCGAGACGAAGUUAAUGAACAGCUUGGUUUCUGAAGCCGAAAUAGUUGCAGUUUCAGUAGAGUACAGGCUAGCUCCUGAAAAUCCCAUCCCUCUUCUUUAUGAAGAUUGCUGGACUGCCCUGAAAUGGGUUGCAUCACAUUCAGCUGAUGACAACGGCGGUAUUAAAGAGCCAUGGUUGACAGCUUACGGCGACCUUGAACGAGUUUUUAUCGGCGGAGAUAAUGCAGGAGCCAACAUUACGCAUAACAUACUGAUGCGAGCAGGCCAAGAGAGCUUGCCCGGCGGUGUAAAGAUCGUCGGAGCUUUUCUCACUCACCCAUACUUCUGGGGCUCCAAGCCAAUUGGGUCAGAGAUUGGAGGCUCGGAACGUGAGAAGCUUGUGCCUCAUGUGGUUUGGAACUUCUUAUAUCCAACGGCGCCUGGUGGCAUUGAUAAUCCGAUGAUAAAUUUUGUUGCCCCUGAAGCGCCGAGCUUGGCUCAGCUCGGGUGUCGGCUGUUGCUGGUGAGUGUAGCGGAGCUGGAUGUGCUGAGGGAUAGAGGUGUUUUAUACUAUAAUGCAGUGAAGGAAAGUGGGUGGAAAGGAGAGGUGGAGCUUGUUGAAAUGGAGGGAGAAGACCAUGCCUUCCAUAUUUUGAAUCACGAGACAGAAAAUGCUAGGAAAUUGAUCAAACUCUUGGCUUCAUUUCUUGUCAAGUAGAUUAAUUUAUCAUCAUCAUCAGUUCAGUCCUUUAAAUCUCUGAUACAGCUUUUUGUUAUAUCAGUUCAGCUGAUCAUUCUCACUUAUUAGGAUGCAUGAAACAUAAACAGCUUUUGUUAUCUUCAAUUGACGACCAGUUCUUGAAGUCCAA
Molecule: messenger RNA, 1260 nt
Organism: Mangifera indica (mango)
Lineage: Eukaryota; Viridiplantae; Streptophyta; Magnoliopsida; Sapindales; Anacardiaceae
Product: 2-hydroxyisoflavanone dehydratase-like
Exons: 1
Coding region: 135-1109 (324 amino acids)
Molecular function (GO): hydrolase activity
Source: RefSeq, a predicted model, not a curated record